Molecule: messenger RNA, 374 nt
Organism: Triticum urartu
Lineage: Eukaryota; Viridiplantae; Streptophyta; Magnoliopsida; Poales; Poaceae
Source: RefSeq, a predicted model, not a curated record
GGCCACCUCUUGCGGAUGACAUUGGCAUCAAGUAUACUAUGCUUGACCCUAUGUUCGACAAGGGCCAUCGUGCCCGUUUUAUUGAGAACGGAGUGAUGCUCCCGCCACUGCGGAUGAGGGGUCACGGGACGACCGUGAAGAUGGAGUACGACGAGCGGUACGCGCCGUUCUACAGGAGAGCCCGACUGCUGGGUUUUGUCCUGCAGUUCAAGCGCAAGCCGCUGAUGCUCGUCCACUCAGCUCUCACGGCUUUGACUGAUCGGUGGCGGCUAGAGACGCACAGCUUCCAUCUUCCAUGUGGGGAUAUGACGGUUACACUCGAGGAUUGGGGGAUGAUUACGGGCCUACCGCUCGAGGGUCAUGCUCUGACAUGA